AUGAGAGACGAGUCAUCAGUGAAACUGAUUGGGGCUUGGCCUAGUCCUUUCACUUACAGAGCAAUUUGGGCCUUAGAGUUGAAAGGUAUCAAAUAUGAAUACAAAAAUGAAGAUCUCAAAAACAAGAGUGAAAUGUUGUUAAAAUACAACCCAGUUUAUAAAAAGACACCAUUUCUAGUCCAUGGAGGAAAACCCAUUUCAGAAUCCAUGGUUAUCCGUGAAUACAUCGACGAAGCGUGGCAGGAGAAUAGCCCACUACUACCCAAGGAUCCUUAUGAGAAAUUUGUUGCUAGGUUUGGAUUAAAUUCACGGAGGAUAAAGGGUCCAAGUGUUAGAAUAUUUUUCUCAGCAACAGGAGCAGAACAAGAAAAGGCCCAAAAUGAAAUUUCAGAAAUGCUAAAAACUAUCGAAGAAAAAGGUGGUCUCGACGAGAAUAAGUUUUUCGGAGGUGAUGCCAUCGGAUCGGUGGAUUUGGCAAUUGCACCUAUAUAUAUCUUACUGGUUAGGAGCAAUAGACGAAGUAAUAUGAGUGAAAAUCUUUGA
Papaver somniferum (opium poppy) is the source of this 543-nucleotide messenger RNA. Its product is annotated as glutathione transferase GST 23-like. Gene Ontology annotation, cellular component: cytoplasm. The transcript has 2 exons. Bases 1 to 543 code for a protein of 180 amino acids. Gene Ontology annotation, molecular function: glutathione transferase activity. NCBI's taxonomy places the organism in Eukaryota, Viridiplantae, Streptophyta, Magnoliopsida, Ranunculales, Papaveraceae. Gene Ontology annotation, biological process: glutathione metabolic process. The record is from RefSeq and is a predicted model, not a curated record.